Messenger RNA from Limulus polyphemus (Atlantic horseshoe crab), 1356 nucleotides. Its product is annotated as stabilizer of axonemal microtubules 1-like. The coding region runs from base 1 to 1356 and encodes 451 amino acids. NCBI's taxonomy places the organism in Eukaryota, Metazoa, Arthropoda, Merostomata, Xiphosura, Limulidae. Gene Ontology annotation, molecular function: microtubule binding. The transcript has 6 exons. The record is from RefSeq and is a predicted model, not a curated record.
AUGAUUGAAUCAGUUUUGUUUCAGGUCAAGGCAAGGAAACCAUUAAUAGUUAAAAAAAUAUACAACCCUCCAACUGAACCUCUGUAUGCUACAUCAACGUACACUGAAGACUACCGUACAGGAGACAAAUGGGUUAAACCAGUUGACUCUUUUAAGCCCCAAUUCACCUACAAGUUACCAAGUCCACCAUUCUCUGACAAGACUUGUCACAGAAAAGAUUAUGUAGCCUGGGAUAAGGAGAAUGUUGCCGCUCUCCGUUCCUCUCCCAUCAGACCACGCUUAGCUUCCACGUCUUUAGGUGAAGAAACAGGAUUUCCUGGAAUUUCUUCGUAUAUGUCUGACUACAAGUUUCCAUUUAACACUGAGCAAUUAUUGCCGUUCAAACCUCGAGAAGAAUAUAUUCCGCCUAGUGGUCCCUUUUGUGGUUUGACUACAUACAAGCAAGACUUCAUAGCUAAGGAGAUGAAGAAGCCACUUCUCAUACAAGAAUCAAAGAAAGCAUGGCCACAACCUCAUCCUUUCCAAGGUGUUAGCGUUACACAUCAGGAUUACCAAACCUAUGCAAAUGGACGGCCAGCAAGCAAUUGUAAACCACUUUUAAAGUAUGAACCACCAGUAGGCAAUCUUGAAAGCAAGACAAUUCACAGACAACACUUUGUCGAGUGGGAGCUUCCAUUCCGUCAGAAUCUUCCUUGGGCAGCACGUCCAACUUAUCGACCACCUAAUGUACCCAUGGAGAAAAACACCCUUUACCAAGAUUCGUUUCACUUCCCAAAACCACCAAUAUCAACAAAACCUGUAAAACCAAAGAACUACAAAAUCUGUGAAAGGAGAACUCUGUUUGACAGGCCAGUCAAACAGAGUUGUCCUUUCACAGACUUUGUAGUUGUAACAAAACAGAAGGUUAACAAACAGAGUUGUCCUUUCACAGACUUUGUAGUUGUAACAAAACAGAAGAGAAGUACUACUAUCUUUAGGGAGCACUGGUCAAUGGCCGAUGACACCUGCUACCACUCAGAUUACCAGCCAUGGAAAAUGGUGGCUCCCCCUACUUCCUGUAAGAUUGUAAAAGUUUACCAACCCCCUAAAGAAACGUUCCAUACAGAGACAACUUCCAAUAGUUAUUAUAAAGGUGAAUACGGGCCUCGUGCAGAUCUCGUGAAACCCCCGAUAUCCACCCAUGCAUAUGGGGCACAGUUUGACGGUAGAACUGUUUACAGGGACUCGUUCAAAGGACCGAAACAAGUUUAUUGCCCUGCUUACAAAAUUAAUAAUAUUUCUAACAAGGAAGACUCACCUUUUACUCACGUCAAAUCUGCAGGUGGUCACCAGUUCUAUGCAAAAAAAGAAGUCUAA